AUGGUGGGUUCCCUGGGGGCCCCCCUAAAGGAGGGCCCCAGGGGGCCCCCCAAGGGGCCCCCCUGGGGCCCCCUGGGGGCCCCUGGGGGCCCCCCAGAGGCCCCAGGCCUCGCCGCUCGCUGCAGCAAGUGUGGGGCCCCACAGCAGCAGCAGCAGCAGCAGCAGCAGCAGCAGCAGCAGCAAGUUCAAAAGCCAGUGACGGGGGCGGAGAACAUGGGGCAAGGCAGCAGCAGCAGCACCAGCAAAGCAGCAGCAGCAGCAAGACUACACGAGCAGCACGACGGCAGCAGCAGCAGCAGCAAAACUGCAGCAGCAGCAGCAGCAAUAACAGAAAGCGGCAGCAGCAAAACAACACCAGCAUCACCAGCAAAGCUGCACCAGCAGCAGAAGCACCAAAUCAGCAUCAGAAGCAAACCAGCAGCAGCAGCAGCAGCAAACCAGCAGCAGCAGCAGCAGCAAACCAGCAGCAAAAGCAGCAGCAGCAGCAAACCAGCAGCAGCAGCAGCAGCAGCAGCAGCAGCAGCAGCAGCAAAACCCUUGCCUGAAGGCAGCAGAGGUGACAUAAUGAAGCGGCGUUUUGGGCGUCGGCCAGUCCUGGAAAACUGUCGCCGAGGGCAGGUGCACCUGCAGCAGCAGCAGCAGCAGCAGCAGCAGCAGCAGCAGCAGCAGCAGCAGCAGCGGGUAAAUAGGCUCAAAAGAAAGGAAAUUUGA
Messenger RNA from Eimeria necatrix, 711 nucleotides. RefSeq lists its product as hypothetical. The record is from RefSeq and is a predicted model, not a curated record. Bases 1 to 711 code for a protein of 236 amino acids. Lineage: Eukaryota; Apicomplexa; Conoidasida; Eucoccidiorida; Eimeriidae. The transcript is spliced from 2 exons.